AUGGCCACAAACGAGACGCCCACUGCUGCUCCCACCAGCGCAACAACGGUACCCGAGACCACCACUGCUGCUCCAACUAGUACAACGCUCCCUGCCGAGGUCUCAAGUGUAGUUCCCGACGCCUCUACGGCUGAGAAAUCUGCUGUCGACACAACCGCCACUCCGUUAGAUAGCGCUGCUGCUCCUGCGUCUGAGCCAGCGAAAGCCGUUGAAACAACUGACAAAACUGACGGCGCGGAGAAGGCUGAUGAAUCGGCGGCCAAGGAAGCAGCCCCAACCGAGGAGAAGGGAGCCACUCCAAUUGAAGAACUCUGGUCUCUAGCUCAAUCCAAGGGCCACCCGGAAAUCUGGGGUGUCACUCUCGCCGAUCCUGCAAACCACAUCCCAACUCAGGUCAUCUUGCAAAAGUAUCUUAACGCCAAUGAUGGGGAUCUCGUCAAGGCCAAGGAUCAACUUGUAAAGACUCUCGAAUGGCGCGCGAAGAUGAAGCCUCUGGAUUUGAUGAGCAAGAAAUUCAAUCGAGCCAAGUUCGCAGGUUUGGGCUAUGUGACAACUUUCGGAGCACCCGAUGCUGCUGAUCCAGAGCUCAAAGAAGUCUUCACCUGGAACAUCUACGGGACUGUGCAGAACGUAGAUGAGACUUUUGGGAAUCUGGCAGAGUUCAUCGAAUGGCGAGUUGUUCUCAUGGAGGAAGCGUUGCAUGCCCUUGCUAUCGACAAAGCCGUCAAACCGAUCACCGCAGAAUGGGAUCCCUACAAGAUUUUCCAGGUCCAUGACUACAAGUCAAUCAGCUUCCUUCGCCAACAAUCAGUUGUCAAAGCUGCCAGCACCGAGACCAUCAAGAUCUUUGCCCAGAACUACCCCGAACUACUCAAGGAAAAGUUCUUUGUCAACGUACCUGCGAUCAUGGGCUUCAUCUAUGCAUUCAUCAAGUUGUUCGUCGCCGCAAAGACUGCUAAGAAGUUCCAUCCCAUGAGCAACGCUGCUGGUCUAGCUGCAGAACUGAGUAACAGCAAGCUGAAGGGACUAGGAGCAUUCUUGCCGAAGGAAUAUGGUGGUACGGGGUCAGACCUUAACAGUGCGGGAAAGCAGCCAGCUCUGGAGGCAGAGCCUGAAGCGACUGACGUGAAUUCGAAGUAG
Exophiala aquamarina CBS 119918 is the source of this 1140-nucleotide messenger RNA. RefSeq lists its product as uncharacterized. The transcript has 3 exons. NCBI's taxonomy places the organism in Eukaryota, Fungi, Ascomycota, Eurotiomycetes, Chaetothyriales, Herpotrichiellaceae. The record is from RefSeq and is a predicted model, not a curated record. Gene Ontology annotation, molecular function: phosphatidylinositol transfer activity. Gene Ontology annotation, biological process: Golgi to plasma membrane protein transport; regulation of exocytosis. The coding region runs from base 1 to 1140 and encodes 379 amino acids. Gene Ontology annotation, cellular component: cortical endoplasmic reticulum; cytosol; plasma membrane.